UAAAUAUGCACAGAUUAUUUUGUUGCAAACGUAACCAAAUCAAAUGCCUCCCCCCUCGGCCUGCCGUGUUAUGGUACGGUCUGUCGCCGUGCUGCGCGGGAGCGGAAAACGUGCAGACAGUACGGAAAGGGACGACUGUCGUUUUCAGUGUGCCAAAACAUUCAACAUGGCGCGAGAUUUCAAACCUGGUGAUCUGAUCUUUGCCAAGAUGAAGGGAUAUCCACACUGGCCUGCAAGAAUUGAUGAAGUCCCUGAUGGUGCGGUGAAGCCAUCCAACAUCAAGUUCCCCAUCUUCUUCUUUGGCACCCAUGAAACUGCAUUUCUCGGUCCCAAGGAUAUCUUUCCAUACCUGCCUAAUAAGGAGAAGUACGCCAAGCCCAACAAGAGGAAAGGCUUCAAUGAAGGCCUGUGGGAGAUUGAGAACAACCCCAAGGUGGAGCUGACAGCCCCCAAGCCAGUCCCUCCAGAAACUUUCGCUGAAAAGGAUUUGGACAGUAGUCCAGAAGGGGAAGAGGAUACAGAUGAGAAGAGGAUCAAAUCCAAAGUUCCAGGAAGUGAGGCUGGACAUGAGAAUGAGGAGGAGGAGGAGGAGGAAGGGUCUCUGGGCUCUGAACAGGGUCCUCAGAACCAGGAUGACUCCACACAGAAGGAAUCCACAGACGUUCCUAAACCUAAAAGAGGGAGAAAGAAAAAGAGUGAUGCUGACCAGGACACUGAUAAAGAAGAUGCUCCUUCCAGUCCUACUAGUCCUCCAGGUGGAGAUGGUCCUAAACGCCGGGGCAGGAAGCCCAAAAGUGAGAAGAUGCUUUUACUCCAGCAGCAGCAGGAUCCCCAAGGCUCGGGGAGUGAAAUGGAGACUGCAGAGUCAGAAAGAAAGAGAAAGAGGGCAGCAGAGGACAAGUCCAAGAGUGGAGAGGAGGAGAAAAGGAAGAAGAAAGAUGACAGCAAAGGAAAAGAUCCAGAUGCGAAGGAGCCUGAGGCCAAGAAAAAGAGACAAGCCAAGGAUGACAGCUCCUCGGGUUCAGAGGAUGAGGAGAAAAACAAGGGCCGAAAGAGACAGAACAGCUCACUGGAAACAGAUAAAGAUGUCCGGCGGAGGAAAGCAGAGGAAUUGAGAGAACAAAACAAAGAUGAUGGGAAAAAAAGCGACGAGAGAAAAGGAGAAAAGAAAAAAGAAGUCUCAACAGACCUGAAACUCCAAAGACUGCACAGUGAAAUCAAAAUUUCACUGAAAAUCGACAACCCCGAUGUGAAGAAGUGCUUGGACGCUUUGGAUGAGAUCGGGACCCUUCAGGUCACUACCCAGCACUUGCAGAAACACAGUGAACUAAUCGCCACGCUCAAAAAGAUCCGCAGAUUCAAGGCCAGCCAGGACAUCAUGGACAAGGCCACCAUGUUGUAUAACAAGUUUAAGAGUAUGUUCCUGGUGGGAGAAGGUGACUGUGUGCUCAGCCAAGUGCUCAACAAGUCUCUGGCCGAACAGCGGCAGCACGAAGAAGCCAAGAAAGGCGCGCUGAAGAGAGCUGAACAAGCCAAGGAGCAAAACUCAGACAAGAUGACAAAUGGUGAUUUUAACGCUGAAGAAAAGAAGCAGGAGACAGACAGAGAGAAGCUUCAUGAAGAGGCGUCAGCAGGAGAGAAUCACAGUGCCCCAAAAGCUCAGGAAGAGUCCACUUGAGUCUGCUACGGAGCUGAAAGAGAAGCAAUUUGCAGCUGCGUUCAGAUGACCUUGUCCAAACUGGGCUCACCAACUGGGAUGUCCUGUCCAAUUCUACCCCUAUAAGCUCAGCAGAGGCCUGAUACUGACUACUGGUCACCAGAUUUGCCAAGUUUCUGUCAUAGUGCAUACUGUUGGCGCUCAAAGGUUGCAGUACCUCCAAACACAUCAAGUUCCAAGACAAAGACUUCACUUUUAUUUUUAUUUUGUGUCUUCUUUGCCUUUCAGACAACGUAUACAUGCACAUCCAUACCUGUUUAAAUUUAUGCAAUGAUGCUAUGAAGCAAAAGGACUUGUUUGCACAGGCUGUCAUAGGUGUUGCAUCUGCAUCACUGUGAACUUCAGAUCGCUUUAUUUGAGCAUGCCCACGGUAACAAAAGUAGUGAGGGUUUUUUUUUUUUUUUUUUUUGAGUUAAGCUUUUUGGUCAUUGUAUUAAACCAAGCCAGAUCAUUCAUAUCAUGAAGAGCAGAAAUGCACCUGAGAAGAUCUUGAGCACCACAUGCUUCCAGUUUGCAUUUGGAGUAGGUAGUUUUUUUUCAUUGUACUCUGUCAGUUCGUGUAUUUGAACAGUACGUUUUUCACAUUUUGAAGAAUCUGCAGUUGAGUCGAAUCAACAUUCCAGUGACAAAUGAUGUGAGGAAGUGAGGGUUGGUCAUCGCGGACGGAAAGGAAACUCAACCUCGGUUUGCCAAAGUUUCUUUUGCCAAGAAAAUGCUUUAUUCAACCAUUUUAAAGCAUGUGUUUUUAAAUGUUCUUUUCUAACAUAGAUGUAAAUAAGAGUAUUUUUGUCCCUGUUUUAGCAUCCAUUAAUAAAGCAAUAGUUCAUAGGUCAUUC
This is a messenger RNA of Myripristis murdjan (pinecone soldierfish), 2553 nucleotides long. It is a transcript of the gene psip1a, whose product is annotated as PC4 and SFRS1 interacting protein 1a. The coding region runs from base 44 to 1678 and encodes 544 amino acids. The record is from RefSeq and is a predicted model, not a curated record. The transcript has 17 exons. NCBI's taxonomy places the organism in Eukaryota, Metazoa, Chordata, Actinopteri, Holocentriformes, Holocentridae.